Molecule: messenger RNA, 1074 nt
Organism: Paracoccidioides brasiliensis Pb18
Exons: 4
Coding region: 1-1074 (357 amino acids)
Source: RefSeq, a predicted model, not a curated record
AUGGCAGUUAGCUCGAAGGGAAAGAUCUCAGGGGACAUGGGGAUGUCUAAAAGAAACCUGCUCGCGGAAUGGUCCUUCUUUGCGGUAUGUUCGGUGCUCAUGAUACUGCGUCUGGGACUUCGAUUGCGUUUUUAUCGUCGACUAUUCUGGGAAGACACGUUCGCAGCCUUUGGUUACUUAUUUCUCUUUGCCAUGGAUGUCGUUGCCAUGUACUGCGUACACCAUAUAGAAGUAUAUGAGAAUCUUGCUAUUGAAACACCUAGAUGGAAUCAUCACUUUAACGCAAUGUUGAAACUAUCAUUCACGGUCGAUGUGCUCUAUAAUUUCGUCAUCUACUCGAUCAAGGCCAGCUUUCUGUCCUUCAUGUGGAGAAUAUUUCAUAGUAUUCCCGGCUUUCGAAAACCUUGGUGGAUUAUUACGAUUUCUACCGUUAUAUUGGGCUUGGGUAGUCUAUUACUGGAACCUGUGACUUGUGUGAAGUUCUAUCUAGGACCCUGCGCAGAGAAAGAUGACAUACGCCGCAAUAAUAUCACUUUGAAAACCGGAGCGGCACUUGAUAUCUUGACUGAUUUUAUGAUUAUGGCUCUUCCAAUCGCAUUCAUUGCAAAUUCAAAACUACCCUGGAAUCAGAAACUAGGCAUCAUAUGCCUGUUCUCGUUGGGUUUUGUCAUCGUUGCAACCUCCCUCGUCAGAAUUAUAUCCCUUAACUUCCCCGGCAUGCAUCCACCUGUUAGCUGGAAGCUGUUUUGGGCCAUGAUAGAGAGCAGUAUAGCGGUUAUCACGUCCUGUUUCGCUUCAUGCAGAUCUCUCUAUACUUUGCUCAAACGAUCCGACAACUCUAGAUCUGGGUUAUCCGUUUCAAGUAGGAGAAUAUGGCCCUCACGCAGACGCGCACACCCAAGUCCCCAUCCGUUCGACAUUUCUAUGUCAGUUUUUCAAUCUCGGAGCUCACCCAGUAAGGUGGCCACGGAAAACGGCGAGGUUCAACCUGGACCAUGGGCCGACGGCGAAUCAGCGGUAAAAAUUCUUUCGCAAUCCGAGUCCGAAACACCGGACGAUAGACCAACUACCUAG